AUGGAAGAGAAACCAGAAAAGAGUACAGAGAAGCCACCAUCGAAUGCUACAGAUACCAGCUCAUUCUCGAGCAUUCUGGCGAGCGUGGCGAAGAUGCGCCAGGAGGCUGGGGUUGAGCCAGUAGAAGGACAUACUAAAGAGAUGACAAAUCGACCUAUCAAAGAUCACAGACCGACUUUUCAACCCACCUCAAAGGUUAUGGGAGAACAGGCAAAUAGGAAACUGCCUGCACAGGUCAUAUUUAGAGGCCAAUCAGGUAAAGAAGCAAGCUAUGAAGCUACAAAACAUGUCAACUUACGUAAGCAGACAUUUUCAUCUAUUCAAGUGAACAAGAACCAGAAUGGCAACCCGCUUAUCAGCAGUUUGACCGAUGUCUCGUAUCAGUUCAAUGGGAGGAUUCACGACGUGGACUAUUUGGUGAAUUCACACUGUUUUGUGGUGUUUCUCUCGGUGAAGUACCAUAAGCUACAUCCCGAGUACAUCUACCAUAGAAUCAAGAAGAUAGGUUACAAUCCAAAUAACAAAAACAUGUUAAGAAUUCUUCUAGCACUGGUGGAUGUCGAUAAUGCUGCUGAUUCGAUGCGGGAGCUCAACAAGCUCUGUGUAUUCAACCAUUUGACCCUUAUAGCUGCUUGGUCGUUUGAACAAUGCGCAGAUUACCUUACUACAUUAAAACAGUGUGAAAUGAAUGCCGGAAAGACCCUUAUUCAGGGUAAUUUGAAGAGAAUCGACGAUAUGAGCGAUGACUCUAACUACUAUGAAAGAGUCGUGGAGGUGUUAACCAGUAUUAGAUCUAUAAAUAAGACAGAUGCUGUGAAUUUAGUGGCAAGAUUUGGGUCCUUUAGGGGCCUUUGCGAGCAGGCCAACGAGGCAAAUUUGCAGGAAGUUCCUGGAAUGGGAAAACACAAGAUUGAGGUACUAUCCAAGGUAAUAAGGGAGGCAUUCGUGUACACAAAUGAGGACGAAACUCAAUAA
Brettanomyces nanus is the source of this 975-nucleotide messenger RNA. RefSeq lists its product as uncharacterized. Bases 1 to 975 code for a protein of 324 amino acids. Lineage: Eukaryota; Fungi; Ascomycota; Pichiomycetes; Pichiales; Pichiaceae. The transcript has a single exon. The record is from RefSeq and is a predicted model, not a curated record. Gene Ontology annotation, biological process: meiotic mismatch repair; UV-damage excision repair; mitotic recombination. Gene Ontology annotation, molecular function: single-stranded DNA binding; damaged DNA binding. Gene Ontology annotation, cellular component: nucleotide-excision repair factor 1 complex; nucleus; ERCC4-ERCC1 complex.